Molecule: messenger RNA, 2139 nt
Organism: Hansenula anomala
Lineage: Eukaryota; Fungi; Ascomycota; Saccharomycetes; Phaffomycetales; Wickerhamomycetaceae
Gene: NTO1
Product: Nto1p
Exons: 1
Coding region: 1-2139 (712 amino acids)
Biological process (GO): regulation of transcription by RNA polymerase II
Source: RefSeq, a predicted model, not a curated record
AUGAGCGCCAAUGGUACCCCAAAGGGAGGUAACCGCAAGGCCAAUGCUAGGUCUCUGCUGAUAUCUCAACGGAAAGAAAGAGCCGCGUCAAUACCGCCUACACUAACACAACCCAUAAAUAACAAUCAUAGUAUCCAUCAUGAUCCAUCAAAACCUAGAGAAGAGCGUCAUUUCAAAGAUUAUUAUCCCGAUCUUGAUGAAGAUUUAGCACUCCCGUUGCUUUUGAAUGAAAUUGAUCCAAAUGAACUAAAAUCAAAUCAUCCUAGAAUCCAAGGUUUGAAAAAACCAGAAUUCAAACAAAUCCCAAAAGAAAUAUUACCAAAUGACAAUAGUAAAAUACCCAAAAAUAUAAUCAAACUUGGCUACAAAGAACACUCAAUGUCACAAAAUCCAGAAACGUAUAUUCGUGAAAAUGAUCAGUUCGCUAAAAGGGAACAAAACAAUCCAUUCUUUGAAUCAAUUUCAUCAAAUCAAAUAAAUUUUAAAUCGACUUAUGACAUGGAUGAACAAGAUAAUUAUUUCCUAGCAUAUAUUAAUUCUAAAAUUGAUUCAAAACAGAUAAGCCAUGAAAUUUUCGAGAUUGCUAUAACAAUUUUGGAAAAUGAAUGGUAUUAUCUUGAAAAAAAAAUCCCACCUAAAAUAAGAAAGACUUAUUCAUCAAAUUCUGAGUUGAGUUUAAAGACAAGCGCUGCAAUAAACCACACUAAACUUUAUGGUGCAGAUGAUGGUAUUGGGUUUUCUCCUGAAGAGGAUCAACGUUGUGCAGUUUGCAACGAAUCAGAAUGUGAUAAUUCAAAUGCAAUUAUUUUCUGUGAUGGUUGCGAUAUUGCAGUACAUCAAGAUUGUUAUGGGGUUAUCUUCAUUCCUGAAGGUCAAUGGCUUUGUCGACGUUGUAUGAUUUCCAAAAAACGGAAAGUGAAAUGUCUGUUUUGUCCCUCUACAACAGGUGCUUUUAAACAAACUGAUAAUGGACUUUGGAGUCACGUCCUCUGUGCAUUAUGGAUCCCUGAACUUUGGUUUGCAAGUGCUGGUCAUAUGGAGCCCGUUGAAGGAUUUGAUGUUAUACCCAAGGGGAGAUGGAAAUUGAAUUGUUACAUAUGUAAACAAAAAAUGGGUGCAUGUAUUCAAUGUGCUAACAAGAAUUGUUUUACUGCGUUCCAUCCAACUUGUGCUAGAAGAGCUGGUCUUUUCAUGGAGAUGAAAAAGGGUGUACAAGGAGCUGUCUUGGAUAAAUCAUCAAUGCAUUCGUAUUGUCAUAGACAUUCCCCACAAGGUUAUAAUGAACAAGUUGAUAUUAAAAGUGGGAUUGAAAAAACAAGAUUAUACUAUAGUACUUUGAAUCAAAAUCAAUCCACAAAUGUCCUCAAGAUUUCCAAAGAAAAAAAAUCUGUAAAUAAGAAAUGGAAAACUUCAAGAGGCACACCAAUUCCUCCAAAUUAUUUCAUUACAGUCAUCAGUGUGUUCUUGAAAAAAUUGAAAAUACAAGAUGAGGAAAAUGUUGCACAGCAAUUAACCAAAUAUUGGUGCAUGAAGAGAGAAAUGAAAAGAGGUGCACCAUUGGUCAGAAGAACAGAUCCAACGGGUUAUACAAGUGGUAAUCCUGAGGAAUUGGAACCAAAAUCUGAAUUUUGUAAAACGUUGUUACAAGAUAUUGAUCAGCUACAAGGAUUAGCACAAGCUGUGGAAUUGAGAGAGCAAGAAAGAUUAUUAUUAGACCAAGUUUUUAAAGAACAAUUGCAAUGUGCUUAUUUCCCUCAUAACACUUUAAUACGGUUGUUGUUGACCAAGAUUAACAAAAUUGAUUCAUCAAGAUUUCUAAUGGACUUAGAAACACAAUCAUUGAAUCUUUCACAAAUUAAUGACAAAAGUGUGAAAAACAAUUAUAUGUCAUUGAAUGAAUUUUUAACAGAUUUGGAAAGUUUUUUCCAAGAAGUGGAGGCAAUCAACUCUCCUGCAUUAAUCAAGGCUGUUCGUCGUAUAACUAGAGACAUUGAUACUAAUUUACAAGAGUUGAAAGAUCUUGAUCUUUCGAAACUGGACAGAGACUUUGUCAUGGAUGGUGUUGAAGUUAAAGAAGCACCUUAUCAAGGUUUACGUGCAAUGCAAGAAGUUGGACUAAGUGAUAUGGAAGAUGACUAA